AUGGAGAGAUCUAGAAAGAGACAGAGAGAGAGAGAGAGAUCUUAUUGCCAGAAAACGGGCCGCCUAGCCUGGACAUCGCGUAUUGAGACAGAACCACCCGCUUGCAUCUGCUGGAGCCGGUAUCAACUUAGCGACACAACCAUACAUUUGCAUUUACUGGAGAAGGCCUUGGUCUUGUCGUAUCGCACAACAUAA
This is a messenger RNA of Cordyceps militaris CM01, 195 nucleotides long. RefSeq lists its product as uncharacterized. The record is from RefSeq and is a predicted model, not a curated record. NCBI's taxonomy places the organism in Eukaryota, Fungi, Ascomycota, Sordariomycetes, Hypocreales, Cordycipitaceae. Bases 1 to 195 code for a protein of 64 amino acids. The transcript has 2 exons.